Molecule: messenger RNA, 1612 nt
Organism: Trichobilharzia regenti
Lineage: Eukaryota; Metazoa; Platyhelminthes; Trematoda; Strigeidida; Schistosomatidae
Source: the annotation of a GenBank genome assembly
AAGUUUGAAAGCGCAUGUUUUGCCUUCGACGCUACUUCUACAAUGUUUGAGUCCAGAGACUACGUUUCGGAUUAUGAGUCCGAAACUAACAGCAAUCUUGAUACAAAUAGUGAGAUAAGCCGAUCCGAUAUACCUCCGUCUAAGGAUAAGGAGCUUUGGGAAAAACCUACUACAGCUAGGUUUCCGGCCUAUGCUAAUCCGAAGUCUGUUUUGGAUGCAGAAAACAAAAGAGCUUACAAUUCUGUUGUUCGACAUCAUCUAUUGAAUCUCAAUGCUUUUGAUCGUCAUAAAAAGUUAGUGAAUGAUUAUUUACAAUAUUAUGGUGGCUCAUGGAGAGAUUUCAAACGUGACACUUCAAAAGAUAAAACAGACGUUGAUGUCAUAAGGGAACAUGGAAGAUUUUUGUGGUCAGAAGAAGAUGAACCAUUGUCAUGGUCUGAACGUCUUGCUAAAAAGUAUUGGGAAAAAUUAUUUAAAGAAUACUGUCUUGUCGAUUUAUCACGCUACAAGGAAAAUAAAUUUGGUAUGAGAUGGCGAUUAGAAAAAGAAGUGAUUUCUGGUAAAGGUCAAUUCGCUUGUGGAAAUGUAGCCUGUCCAGCUGGUGCAGAACGUCUACGGAGUUGGGAAGUGAAUUUUGUCUAUCAAGAACGUGGGGAACGACGUAAUGCUUUGGUGAAGAUACGUUUAUGUCCUGCUUGUUCUGAUAAAUUGAACUAUCGGUAUAAAAGGCGCGAUGUUACUGGGAAACGAAUCAGCUCUGAACAGGACAAAAAUGAUGCUGAAAGUAAUCGUCAACAAGAAACAAGCGGCGGCGGCGGCGAUGAUGAUGACGACGACAACAAGGAAUCUGCAGCGAAACGUCCACGUUAUUCCAGUGAUCAAAAGGAUGACGAUGAUAAUAAUAAUAAUAAUAAUAAUUCCAAAGGUAAAAACACCUCAGAUACUACUGAUCUCAAUUCAGUAUGGUGUAAAUCAGCACAAACAUCACAAGGAAGUGGAAAUCCAGCUGGCGCUGGUAAUAAUAGCAACAGUACAUCGGGGAAUAUCAAGACACCGGAUGAUGAAUUCGAUGAAUAUUUUGCAGAUAUGUUAAUGUAACCUAAUGAUUUUAAUUAUUAUUAAUGUUGUUGUUUAACCUCACUUCUUCACAUGAGGGGCUCAUCUUCACGGUCGACUCUCCAUUUACACUCACUCACGCACACACACACACACACAAUUGUGUUGUAUAUACAUGCAUUAUCUUCGUUCUUCCUCAUUUUACCGCACUGUUAUCAGUCUCCGUGCACAUAUCUCUUUUCACCGCAUUCAGAAUUGUUUUGUAUCUUCUCGCACGCGCUUUAUGUAAUCACUGUUGUCAUUUGUGAUGUGAUAUUCUUCGCUAUAUAUAUAUAGACCGCAUCUUUCCAUUUCACGACAAGAUAUACGUACUAUUAUAUGGGGUAGGCAUUUUCGUUGCUUUCUAAGUAUCAUGAUAAUGGUGAUGACGAAAGCAGCACAGUGUGUGCUCUGAUCACGACAGAUCGCUUGUUUUUUGUUUUUGUUAAUAAAUUUGUAUUUGUAAUUUAAUUAGGCUGUACAAUCAUCAAUCAUAAAAUAGAAGAAUUUUUCCUCC